AUGGGGCGGGAGAGGCCCCCGCAGCCCCCCCCCAGCCCCGGCAGGUCCCGGCCCGGAGGCCCCGGAAAUCCCGGGGGCGGGACGGGCUCGGGGUUACAAAAACAUCGCCCGGAGCCGGAGCGGGGAACGGACACGAGGAGGGACGGACAGAGGGACACGGGGACAGGGGGACAGACGGACGGACAGACGGACAGGGGGGGUUCGGCGUCCUCAGCCCACCCCGACGGCCCCGCACUGACAGACCCGGAAGAGCCCCAGGGGAUCCGAACCGGGAGAAACCGAACCGGAGAGACCGAACCGAUCCGAACCGGAGAAUUUGAACCGAUCCGAACGGGAGGAGAAAGCGAACCGGAAAAUCUGGAACCGAUCCCGAUCGGAGAAACCGAACCGAUCCGAACCGGAGAAUUUGAACUGAUCCAAACGGGAGAAAACCGAAGUGGAGAGACCGAACCGAUCCGAGCGGGAGAGAAACCGAACCGAUCCAACGGGAGAAACCGGACCGAUCCCAACCGGAGAGACCGAACCGAUUCAAAGCGGAGAAAACGGAACCGACUCAUCCCGGAGAGCCGGAACCGAUCCAAAUCGGACAAAGGGAACCGAACAAAACCGGAGAAACCGAACCGACUUUUCCCGGCGCUCCCGAACCGACUUUUCCCGGCGCUCCCCAUCCCAAAUCCCGCAGAUCCCCAGCGGGUUUUUCCCGGGAACUCCGAGCGGAUUAUUCCCCGGCGUUUCCCGAACCGACCUUUCCCGAGCUCCAAAACCCCGGGGCGGGGGAGGACACCGCGGACCCCGAAUUUAAAACCCCGAGCCCACCGGACCCUCCCCGCUGUCGCCGCUGUCGCCGCUGUCGCCGCUGUCGCCCCCCCCGAUGGAGCCCCCCGCGCUGCUGGCGCUGGCCCUGGGCACCCUGGGUGUCAUCGCAGCUCUCCCGCCCGCUCCGUCCCCGUCCCCGUUCCCGCCCCCGUCCCUGUCCUGGUUCUCCCACCCGGAGCUGGGGACGCCGUUCAACGUCACCUGCAUCUCCGGCGUCCGCGCCCGACGCCUUCUCCCUCCGCGCCGACGGCGCCGCGCUGGCGCCGAGCCUCAGCCGGGACGGGCGCCGCGCCGCCGCCACGCUCACCGUCAACCGGACGGCGCCACGUCCCCGAGCCCGUGCUGAACGUCACCGGCGCGGCGCCGGCGGCGGGCGCGGAGCUCCGCGGUCUCUGCUGGCUGCCGCCCGGCGCCACCAAGGACGCGCAGGUGCGCGUGGUGUCCGGGCGCGCCGUGGUGCACGAGUGGGCGCGGCCGCCGCUGCGCUUCGCGCUGCCGCUGCCGGAGGAGCAGGAGGAGCUGGAGCUCGGCUGCCAGGCCGAGCUGGGCCCGCUCACACGCAGCAGCUCGCUGCGCAUCCCGCUGCUGGCUUCUUCUCUUCCUUAUCCCACCUUGUCCUUUUUCCUUGUCAUGGCUUUUCCUCAUCUUGUCGCGGAUUUCCCUGUCCCUGCUGGCUUUUCCUCUUCCUUAUCCCGGCUUUUCCUCGUCCUUGUCCUGGCUUCUUCCCGUCCCUGUCACCAAUUUUCCUUGUCCCUGUCAUGGAUUUCCCUUGUCCCAGCUUUUUCUCUUCCUUAUCCCACCUUUCCCUCAUCCCCAUCCUGGCUUUUUCCUCGUCCUUGUCCCAGCUUUUCCCUGUCCCUGUCACGGAUUUUCCUGCCGGAGGAGCAGGAGGAGCUGGAGCUCGGCUGCCAGGCCGAGCUGGGCCCGCUCACACGCAGCAGCUCGCUGCGCAUCCCGCUGCUGGCCAAACCGCGCCUGGACGCCUCGGCUGUCCCGGGGAGCAGAACUGGACCGAGGGCGUCUCGGAGACGCUGCGGUGCCGCGCGCGGGGCAGGGCCCCAGCCCGAGGUGGGCUGCUCCAAGGACGGGAAUUCGCUCCCCGUCGGGAUCGCGCUCCCGGCGCGCCGGCACCACGCCGGGACCUACCGCUGGCCGCCGCGCCGCCAACGCGCUGGGCGCGGCCGAGAGGAACGUCACCGUCUGGGUGACGCGCGCCCACGACUCCGUCCCGCUGCUCCCCGUUCUCCUGGGACGCUUUUCCCGACGCUGGCCCUGCUCACCCUGGGGAUCCUUUACCUCCUCCACCGCCGCCGCUCCAGGAUCCGCGGGGUACUGGCUCUGGAAGCGCCAGGCGCCGCCGGGACCCAGAGCGCCGGGAGCCGCCGGCGCCUCCGGGCCGCUCCCAACGGAUCGGCGGCGCCGUGAGCGCCGGGAUAGCGCCGGGAGAGCGCCGGGAGAGCGCCCGGAGAGCCCGGCCCGGCGCGGCCCGGAGCUCCGUGCUUCCCCAGGAGGGGCGACGACGGCGCUGGGAUGGACUGGGAUGGAACUGGGAUGGACUGGGAAGGAACUGGGAUGGAAUUGGACGGAAUUGGUGUGGAAUUGGAUGGAAUUGGGAUGGAAUUGGAUGGACUGGGAUAGAACUGGAUGGAACUGGAUGGAAUUGGAUGUUAUCAGGUGGAACUGGAUGGACUGGGAUGGAACUGGAUGGAAUCGGGUGGAAUUGGGAUGGAAUUGGGAUGGAAUUGGGAUGGAAUUGGGAUGGAAUUGGAUGGAACUGGAUGGAAUUGGGAUGGACUUGGAUGGAAUUGGAUGGAAUUGGGAUGGACUGGGAUGGAAUUGGAUGGAACUGGGAUGGAAUUGGGAUGGAACUGGAUGGAAUUGGGAUGGAACUGGGAUGGAAUUGGAUGGACUGGGAUGGAAUGGGAUGGAAUUGGAUGGAAUCAGAUGGACUGGGAUGGAAUCAGAUGGACUGGGAUGGAAUUGGAUGGAACUGGAUGGAAUUGGAUGGAAUUGGAUGGAAUUGGAUGGAAUUGGAUGGAAUUGGAUGGAAUUGGAUGGAACUGGGAUGGAAUCGGGUGGAAUUGGGUGGAACUGGAUGGAAUUGGGAUGGAAUUGGGUGGAACUGGAUGGAAUUGGGAUGGAACUGGAUGGAAGUGGGAUGGAACCGGAUGGAAUCAGGAUGGGACUUGGAUGGAACCGGGAUGCCGAGAUCCGGAUCUGGUUUCGCGUCCCCGCCCCGAGCGGUUUUGUGGGGGUUUUUUUGGGGGUGGAUUUCGUGGUUUUUGUGGGAUUUUGGCGCCGGAAGAAGACGGACGGACGGACGGACGCCGGGAGCGAGCGGCACCAAUAAAACGCUGCGGGCGAC
This is a messenger RNA of Hirundo rustica (Barn swallow), 3181 nucleotides long. RefSeq names its product proline-rich protein 36-like. The transcript is spliced from 7 exons. The coding region runs from base 1 to 2241 and encodes 746 amino acids. NCBI's taxonomy places the organism in Eukaryota, Metazoa, Chordata, Aves, Passeriformes, Hirundinidae. The record is from RefSeq and is a predicted model, not a curated record.